This is a messenger RNA of Merops nubicus (carmine bee-eater), 1049 nucleotides long. Its product is annotated as hippocalcin-like protein 1. NCBI's taxonomy places the organism in Eukaryota, Metazoa, Chordata, Aves, Coraciiformes, Meropidae. Gene Ontology annotation, molecular function: calcium ion binding. The coding region runs from base 19 to 600 and encodes 193 amino acids. The transcript is spliced from 3 exons. The record is from RefSeq and is a predicted model, not a curated record.
ACCCGGAUCCAGAAGAGGAUGGGGAAGCAGAACAGCAAGCUGCGCCCCGAGGUGCUCCAGGACCUGCGCGAGAACACCGAGUUCACAGACCACGAGCUUCAGGAGUGGUACAAGGGCUUCCUAAAAGAUUGCCCAACGGGCCAUUUGACUGUGGAAGAGUUCAAAAAAAUCUACGCGAAUUUCUUCCCGUACGGCGACGCGUCGAAGUUUGCGGAGCACGUCUUCCGCACCUUCGACACCAACGGCGACGGCACCAUCGACUUCAGGGAAUUCAUCAUCGCCUUGAGCGUCACCUCGCGCGGCAAGCUGGAGCAGAAGCUGAAGUGGGCGUUCAGUAUGUACGACCUGGACGGCAACGGGUACAUCAGCCGCGGGGAAAUGCUGGAAAUAGUGCAGGCAAUCUACAAAAUGGUUUCAUCGGUAAUGAAAAUGCCAGAAGAUGAAUCCACUCCCGAGAAGCGUACAGACAAGAUCUUCAGACAGAUGGACACAAACAACGAUGGUAAGCUGUCGCUGGAAGAGUUCAUCAAAGGUGCCAAGAGCGACCCGUCCAUCGUGCGGUUGUUACAGUGCGACCCCAGCAGCGCGAGUCAGUUCUGACUCGAGCGGACAGUGUGCACAGAGAAUCUCGGCUUGUGUCCUUCAAGCUUUGCUCGCAAACGGAUGCCUUCUCAACCACCCCUCCACACUCUGCGGGUCAGAUCCCACUGCCAGAUCGUGCGUGUGUGUGUCUGAGCGGACCGGCCCUCGCUCCCCUAACUAACACCAGUGCAGCUCUCCUUCGGCAGCUCCGUUUCUGCUUCCCUGUAAUGUUACAGUUCACUCUGCACAUUUUCAGCGUUAAUCGAAGGGUAUGUUUACAUGCAGCUACAAAAGAGUUCAAGUCGCUGGUGAGAUACCACUUCACUUAGUCCGUAAGAAAGGUGAUGUUCUAGUAGUUCCCGACAAGAUGCUAGGUAGGACCUUUACCAACGUAGCAGAUGGUAGAUAAUUUAUUUUGCUUCAGAAAUUACUAUGUAAAAAAAAAAAAAGUGUGGACUGAAUGGAGU